CUUCGACCUUCGUCCAUUGAGAAACUUCUCCUUCCUUCAACUCCAAAAACAAAUAAAUAAAAUCAAAAGAAGAUAAAUCUUCACCCACCAAUUUCUUGUGGUUCUCAUCAUUUUAAAUCAUCUGAACCAAAUCCCCUCACAUUCACACCAAAUAUAAUUAUUUAUAUUUUAUACCAUGAAAUCAAAAAUACUUUAAUAAAAAUUAUCUCUAGUCCCAAAAAUUUUGCGAACACACAAAUCCUCCUGAUUGUUGUAUCCAUGGCGGGUUGUGGUUCAGUUUCAUCGUCUGCUUUUCUUGGUAGCUGGGGCUCUUCCAUAGCCGGUGACGUGAACCAGCUGCAGCCCAAGGCGGCGGUGAGGGUGGCGCGGCCGAUCAGAGCCCAGCCGGUGGUGAUGAAGAAUGCCAACGAAGGGAAGGGUAUUUUUGCACCCUUGGUUAUUGUGACGAGGAAUAUUAUCGGGAAAAAGAGGUUUAAUCAGCUUAGAGGCAAAGCCAUUGCUCUUCACUCGCAGGUCAUAACAGAGUUCUGCAAGUCAAUAGGAGCAGACUCCAAACAACGGCAAGGGCUAAUCCGAUUAGCGAAGAAAAAUGGGGAGUGGCUUGGCUUCCUUUCUUGAUCACAGUAACAAUGUGCCCAUAGCAUUUCUGUAUUAAUUCCAAUAUACAGAUAUUUUAGAUUUGUAAUCUAAACAUGGCCAUCUGAUAUGCCUUCUAAAUGUCAGCUUUAAUCUCUGCUUUUAAUUCUUACUUCUGUAUGUCUAUGCUUUUACUGUUUUUAUGCGCACUAUUUCACUAAUUUGUUGAGAUGCGGCUCACACUGAGGCCGCAGUUUGGACAUCAUAUAAAUGGC
Messenger RNA from Striga asiatica, 851 nucleotides. The record is from the annotation of a GenBank genome assembly. NCBI's taxonomy places the organism in Eukaryota, Viridiplantae, Streptophyta, Magnoliopsida, Lamiales, Orobanchaceae.